AUGGGAUUGCUCCACAGUCCACUCUGCUAUCAGAGAAGUACCAGGAGCAACCCGCAUGGUACACCGCCCCCCGAAGAGGGCCACCUCCCACCGCCCACCGAAGUGGGCAACCUCCCUGUGCGUUUCUUGGCUUCGCGCCCGGUUGGAUUGCCGGGCACUACUGAGCUCCCCCACCACGACAAGGUAGAUGCUCAAAGAGGUGGAAAUGCUCACGUGGACUCUCUACUAAUUUUACUCUCAGGUGAAAAAUCAGGUGCUGGAUCGAGCAUUACGUGCUUUGCGAGAUACACUGCCAACUACCACAAGUACCUAGUGGAACUAGAU
This is a messenger RNA of Brenthis ino (lesser marbled fritillary), 324 nucleotides long. The record is from the annotation of a GenBank genome assembly. Lineage: Eukaryota; Metazoa; Arthropoda; Insecta; Lepidoptera; Nymphalidae.